GGCCAGUCGUUCUCCAGUGUUCAGGGCCAUGCUUGAAAAUGAGAUGGAGGAAAGCCUUAGUGGUACCAUCAAGAUCGGUGAUGUAUCAUAUGAUGCACUUCGUAUGUUUGUCAAUUAUUUGUACACUGCUGAAGCAUGCCUUGACGAGCAGAUGGCCUGUGACCUUUUAGUCUUGGCUGAAAAGUAUCAAGUGAAGCAUCUUAAGACCUAUUGUGAGAAGUUCAUGAUGUCUAAAUUGAACUGGGAGAAUUCACUUCCGAGCUAUGCCUUUGCUUAUCAGCACAAUGCCAAGAACUUGCUUGAUGCAGCUCUGUCACUGAUCAUGGACAACAUGGACAAGCUAAGUAAACGGGAGGAGUAUGCCGAACUUGUUGAAAAAGAUCCUCGACUUCUUGUAGAAAUUUAUGAAGCUUAUCUCUCCAAACAGGUUAAUACUGCUGCACGUAAAGAUCCUUCCACAAAGCCGUAGGCAAGUACAGUACUAGAUUUUUUUUCUUCAUUUUCUUUUCUAUUUUUUGGGUGUGCAUUUUAUCAUUUCUUUUUUAAGUUUUGGGUUGUUCAUUUGGAUGCAAAUAAUAAUGGUUUCUCUAGGGAACAUAAUUUUGGGUUCAGGUCACCUGCUAGACUGAUUAGAUAGUUUUCAAGGGUGUUUGUUUACUGUAUGACAUCUGAAUUGAUGUUUUAAGCCUCAGAAGCUCCCGCACACCAACUUGCUGAAGGUUUUCUAAUCCGAAUUCAUAGGAGUACUUUUUAGGGGGCAUAUGAAUUCUUUUAGCUUUGGACCUAAAGCCCUCCGGAGACAGGGCGGUUGAAGUGGCAGUGGCAGUCUGCCGUCUCUCUGUUCUUCAUACUGGUGAUUUUGUUAGGUGAGAUUCCUAUUCGUAUGGGGUGAGUAAUUAGAUGAAUACCAAUGAUCUAUUUCCUAACCUGUCUCUUCUUAUUAAAUCU
Ilex paraguariensis (yerba mate) is the source of this 948-nucleotide messenger RNA. Lineage: Eukaryota; Viridiplantae; Streptophyta; Magnoliopsida; Aquifoliales; Aquifoliaceae. The record is from the annotation of a GenBank genome assembly.